Leptinotarsa decemlineata (Colorado potato beetle) is the source of this 6352-nucleotide messenger RNA. RefSeq names its product sushi, von Willebrand factor type A, EGF and pentraxin domain-containing protein 1. Gene Ontology annotation, molecular function: calcium ion binding. Lineage: Eukaryota; Metazoa; Arthropoda; Insecta; Coleoptera; Chrysomelidae. The record is from RefSeq and is a predicted model, not a curated record.
CUAUUCUACUAGUUAAGCUCUGUCAUUUGAUACCCAUAUUGAGAUAGUUGUGAAAUAUUAUAUAAUCCGCCGUUUUGGAACUGAGGCCAUCUUAAAUUUUUAAGCUGACUGCAUCAACGCCAUAAUCAUCUGAUUAGCGUUUUGCCAACACAGGUGUAAAUUUCCUGGUUUGUAAUUUGAGAAAAUUUAAAUGUAAAGUUUUCAAUUUAUUAUUUCUGAAGUAGCUAAACAAUUACAUAUCUGCAGCAGAGUUACCAGCAAUUUUCAGAAAAUAAUCGUUGAUUUCAAUUACCGAAUUUAUCAAUACAGUUGUUUAGAUUCCAGAUAAAUUAUCAGAAUUGGCAUAUUGCUUUUCUUCUGUUAACAAUGAAUCAAAUUCUAGACAUCGUUAUCAAAUUCCUACGAACUUGUACACAAACAUACACACUGCAUGACAUUACUUGAACUUAUGAAAAAAAAAAAACACUUGAAGGAAGGCGCAAGAACUGUCAAGUCGCUCAUUUAUGGCCCGCCAUGUGGUCAACAUAUUGAUAACCACAAAAAAAAUUCUCGUUCUUUAAAGAUAAACACGAGCAGGCACAUCUCAGUUUGUAACAACCGACUCCGACUGACAGUCCACAUAAAAUGAACAGUUCAUCUGCGGUUUUCUCAAUUCUGACCUUGACAACGGUUAUUUUAUCGAAAAAAAUCGAUUUGGACUCUUUGCACGACUACAGUGGGUUCCUAAAUUUCGGCGAUAAGAAGCUUCAUAAUACAAACAAGGAGAAUGAGGUUUUAAAGUCGAAAAUCGAUGUGUUGGGAGAAGUAUUUAAAAAAAGCAUAGACGCUGUUAAACUUUCGCCAAAGUUGGAUAUUGUGUUUCUGAUUGAUGCUUCUUCCAGUGUCGGUGAGAGUAAUUUCGAAAGUGAGCUCAGAUUCGUCAAGAAGUUGCUUAGUGAUAUUACCGUGGAUUAUGACCAUACCAGGGUCGCCGUUGUUACUUAUAGCUCGCGGAGUAAAAUAAUAAAAAAUAUCGAUGAAAUAGGACAAUCUUCCAGAGAAAACAAUAAAUGUUUGUUACUGAACAAACAACUGAAGGGAAUAAACUACAAAGGAGGAGAAACAUACACAUUUGGAGCAUUCCAAACUGCCAAGGAAAUCUUCGAUUCCACAAACAGAAACGAUUCCAAAAAAGUAUUAUUUUUAAUAACAGACGGUUAUUCGAACGGUGGAGAUCCUAUUCCACUAGCUGACGAAUUGAAGGACGAUUCGAUCACAAUAUUCACGAUAGGAAUACAGAACGGGAAUUACAAGGAGUUGUAUGAAAUUUCGUCGACUCCCGGGCAGUUUUACAGUUAUCUUUUGGAGAGUUUCAGUGAGUUCGAGAGCCUUGCCAGAAGGGCAUUGCAUGUAGAUCUCAAAAGUGGGGAAUACAUACCCCUAGGCUUCAACAAACCUUGUGAUAUUUUGUGUGAUGGUGGAGACUGUUGCGAUGAUAUAGCACUUUGCACUUGCGGGAGUACCACAGGACACUAUUCGUGCGUCUGUCAACCAGGAUACUACGGAUCGGGCCUCAGAAACAACUGUUUUCCGUGUACGCCAGGAACUUAUGCUGAGGGUCCGAAUCUAUGUUUGCCAUGUCCGGAUCAAUUCCACAUUACUACUCCUCCAGCGUUUGGCAUUGACAGUUGCAAAUGCAAGGAAGGAUACAGGGCGACAAAAAAUAAUGGCUGUAAAGAGGUGAAAUGUCCGAAAAUUAUAACACCAGAAAACGGGUACUACGUGAAGAAAGGCGAAUGUCCGAAUGUAAUCAACAGUGCCUGUGGCAUACGAUGUGAAGUUGGAUACACUUUGAAAGGAACUAGUAUCAGAUUGUGCCAGAAAAACGGUACUUGGAGCGGUAUAGAACCGGAUUGCGAAAUCCGAACUUGCAAUCGCUUAGAAUUGCCCAAAGACGGAAAAAUGAAAUGCGUACAUCCAGACAUUGGAAAGGAAUACGAUAACGAGACAAAAAAACUCCCAGUCGACACAGUGUGCAGCUUCAAGUGCCCUGAGGGAAAAAUGCUGAUAGGUUCGAAACGCAGGACUUGUUUACCGAUCGCGAGGUGGGAUGGGCUGAGAACCCUCUGCAAACCAAUCAAAUGUAAAAGGCUACCUCUAGUGAAGUUUGGAAAGAUCGAACCAAAUUCCUGCACCUUCGGGAAGCAGGAAUACAAGAAAAAGUGUCGAAUUAUUUGUGAUGAUGGGUUCAAGUUGAAAGGACCAGCAGAUAAGCAGUGCAUAGGAGCUCGUGGGGCUUGGGACAGCAAAUAUGAAGACACUGCAUGUAUUGAUAUCACGUCCCCUGAAAUUAUGUGUCCGGACGAUUUGGUUGCUUUGUCGCUAACGGGAAAAAAUUAUGCACACGUGUCGUGGAUAGAACCCAAUGUGACAGAUAAUUCCGGGCUGAAUGUUACAACCUGGAUGAAACCAGUUAUAGAAAACAUUACUGACUUCAAAUUUGAAAUAGGAACAACCCUGGUAACAUACUACGCUCAAGACGCUUUUGAAAACAAAGCAAAAUGCUCAUUCCACGUUACUGUGAAAGAUGAAGAACCUCCUACCAUAGAAAAUUGCAUCGAUCCUCCUCCAUAUUUAACAGGUGAUCAAAUUGGAGCCAACGUCUCGUGGGAUGAACCAAACAUUUUUGAUAAUUCGCAGAACGUUGAGGUGGCUCGGUCUCACGAAUUUGGAUUCUUCAAAGUUGGCACUACCACCGUGACAUAUACUGCCACUGAUAAUUCCAAUAAUACCAACAUCUGUAGAAUGAAUAUAACCGUUGAAGUUUCUCUGUGUGAAUCUUUACCAGACCCAUCCAAUGGCCAUAGUGAAUGUAUCGACCAGAACAACGGUAUUCAAUGUUUGAUAACCUGUGAAGAAGGAUAUGCUAUUCCUAUUUCUCAGGUGGUAGAAGAAAAUGGUACAAACUUCGUGUGCGACAACGCUGACCCAAUAUGGUACAACUCAGAAGGAUUAGUAUUCCCAGAAUGCACAGUCACAAAAGUACCUCAAGAAACCGUCCAGACGGGAGAAGUCACCGUGCCGGGAAUAGACAAUUGCACAGACACAAAAAAUCUGCAAGAAUUGGAAAACGACAUAAGAGGCGUGAUAAACUCGGAAGUCUGCACAGGUGAAUGCAAAAUCGAAACGAAAUCUGAGUGUGAAACUGAACAACAAGAAGAAGAAUCCAAUAAAAUUUUGAAGAAACGUGCAGUUAACUACGAAGAACUUCCACACAGAAAUAGAACGAGGAAGCACAGGCGCAAACUUAACGUUAAAUUUCAAGUCAGAGGCAAAUAUGUGAAACCCACCCUUGGUGGUGUGAAAUUUUUAAGACUACGCAAGGGUUAUAAUGCUUCUAUUCGUUAUGAUGCCGUUAGAUUUAUUUGUCCACCAGGUUUCGUGCCAAGGAAAAAUAGAUGUGUACAAUGCCCAAGAGGAUCAUUUCACAAUGAAACAAGAAACAGAUGCCAGAGCUGUCCGUUUGGAUUUUACAACGAGAAACUGGGGCAAUCAGAGUGUAUUUCGUGUCCUGUCCAUCAUUCCACAAGUAAAUUGCAUUCCAAGAAAUUGGAGGACUGUAAAGAACAAUGUCCUCCUGGUACUCACGCUCGCAAAAAGAAACUGAGAUACUCCAAGCAUCAGUUCAACGUGACUAUAGAACGCCCGACUCUGAGACCGCAUUGCCGAUCAUGCAAAAUCGGUUACUAUCAACCGGACCACGGCCAACUGAGAUGCAUUCCUUGUCCUGCCGGAUUUACGACGACUUCAACUAGAUCCACGAGUAUACAUCAGUGUAUUCCUACCUCCAAAGAUAUUUGUGAAUCGGAAACCUUCUGCCAACAUGGUUCGUGUGAAGUCACCAACCGUUACCAGUAUAGUUGUGAUUGUUUUGACAAUUAUAUAGGAACAAAAUGCGAAAAACAAGCAAACAAUUGCGAUUCUCAACCGUGUUUGAAUGGUGGUACUUGCAAUAGUACCGAGGUUGGAUACUCCUGUUUAUGUCAAACUGGUUUCACGGGUAUCUUCUGUGAGGAAACUAUUGAUGACUGUAAACUUCAGUGUUCAAACGGAGGUGUUUGUUUCCAGGAUGAUGAUAAACCCACCUGCUUGUGUCCAGAUGGUUUUGGAGGCGACUUUUGUGAAGCAAAAAUCAAAAGCUGCAGUGAAAAUUUGUGUGAAAACAACGGCACCUGCGUAGAUGAACAUGACUCCUUCAGAUGUGAAUGUAUUGGUGGUUUUAUCGGAAAAAGAUGCAACUUGCUGCCGUGUGAUUACCGACCGUGCGGAUUGAAUAGCAUCUGUGUUAAUAAGAAUGAAGGGAACGUCACCAAAGCAAGUUACAGUUGCGUUUGUCCUGAAGGAUUCUCUGGAGACACCUGCGCUGAACAAAUCAAUCAUUGCGCAGGCUCUCCUUGUACAAACGGGGGCACAUGUGUCAGCCAUACCACCAAUUAUUCCUGCAGCUGUACCAGUUUGUACCACGGCACCCAUUGCGAGAAUAAACGAAACACCAAGUAUCUGUUGAAGUUCGACAAGUACGACACGAACAAUUACAUAAAACUGGGCGGAUUUCGUAAGAAUGUCACAGAGAUAAGUGCCUGCUUGUGGAUGAAAACUACGGACAAUUUCAACUACGGGUCGCUCAUAUCUUAUGCCACGAGAGCUACAGACAAUGCCUUCACGAUAACAGAUUAUACAGGACUGGUUUUAUACGUUAACAACAACUACGUCGUCACUGACGUGUACCUAAACGAUGGACACUGGCACCAUGUUUGUGCGAAUUGGAGAAGUAUGGACGGUUCUUAUGAAGUUUUCGUUGACGGCGUACUGACGAAGAAUGGUUCGGGCUUGUCUACAGGGGUACACAUUCAAGGUUAUGGAAAUAUGAUUAUAGGCCAGGAGCAGGACAUAUUCGGCGGAAGGUUCAGUCAAAGUGAGUCUUUCGUCGGAAAAAUGGCAUACAUUGAUGUUUGGUCAAAAGCUUUAACAUACCAAGAGGUCCUGACCCACAACAGCGACUGUAACGAAUCAUUUUUCGGUGACUUGUACGCCUGGCCUGAAAUGCAGGAUUACAUUCAGGGAGGAGUUGAGGUAACAGAGUCGUCGUUUUGUAAUUCUUGCUCGGUGCCGAAAACUCUGUACAACGGCUUUAUCGACGUUGUCGAGAACACAGCGUUCUAUUCCUGUUAUACUGGGUAUUCGUUGAACGAUAACAAGUUCAUAAAAGGUAGGAAGUGUUCCAAAGCUUCUAAAUGGGAAGGAAAAUACGAACCAUACUGUAAAAAAGUGUACUGCGGCUACCCUGGUUCUAUUAGAAACGGGUUUCCGAUAGGAAGGAACUACUACUACAACGACACAAUUUCUUUUGGUUGUUUAGAAGGUUACAACCUCACAGGAGAUAGCACCAUUCUAUGCAAGGAAAACGGACGGUGGUAUCCAGAAAAACCACGAUGCAUCGGUAUCCAGUGCACCGCUUUCAAACAACCAGACAACAGCGACUUAAUUAUAAUGUCGGAGCAAAGCUACGAAACGUUCUCAGAUCAAGCGAAGUUUGAAAUCGGAACCCAAAUCGAAGUAGUCUGUGACGUCGAAGCAGAACUUAUUGGCGAGUCUGUGAUCACUUGUUUAGAAAAUGGAACUUGGGACUUUGAACCUCCGGAAUGUAAUUUGAAGGAGCCCCCUAAGGCUCCGAAGCUGGACUGCCCCAUCGAUCAAGUACCGAAAGCUCCGAUUAACGGUUACAUAGACUUGGAUUCCUUGUAUGCCGCUGGAAACGUUACUACUAACUUCAUCGAGUAUAAGUGUAAGUUCGGUUACAAGCUGAAAGGGGAAAAUACAACCACUUGCAUCAUUGACGGAUACUGGACGGAACCAAAUAUUUCUUGUGACCCUGUAAAGUGCGGAAAACUGCCUACUUUCAAAAAUAUGAAACCGCUCCAAGUUGCCAAAGAUGGAUCCUAUCAUUUCGGAAACGUGGUGUCCUUUGAAUGUGAUGAUGGUUACAAAAUGUUUGGUAACAAAGUUAUAAGAUGUACGCCAAGUGGAAAAUGGUCCAAAAUGCAGGGAAAAUGUCUCAAAAAAACUUGCAAGAAGCCCUUAAUCAAACCCAAAACGACGAUAAAGGGAAAGUCAUAUCUGUUCGGCGACAAAGUGACAAUCACCUGUCCCAGCGGGUCCACUUUCGAACUACUCUGCACUAAAGAGGGGAUUUGGGAAGGAGAAAAGGACGAGAGUUGUUGAUACGAAAUCAAAGUAUUUGUUAAAAAAAAUCAACUGAACCAUAUAUUAUCCAUAUAUAAAAACAACAUAAUAAAAUCAAGUAAGGAACAAA